This is a messenger RNA of Sphaeramia orbicularis (orbiculate cardinalfish), 2293 nucleotides long. Its product is annotated as protein L-Myc-1b-like. The transcript is spliced from 3 exons. Gene Ontology annotation, molecular function: protein dimerization activity; DNA-binding transcription factor activity. NCBI's taxonomy places the organism in Eukaryota, Metazoa, Chordata, Actinopteri, Kurtiformes, Apogonidae. Gene Ontology annotation, biological process: regulation of DNA-templated transcription. Bases 365 to 1483 code for a protein of 372 amino acids. The record is from RefSeq and is a predicted model, not a curated record.
UGCACUUCUAUCGCCUAUAACAGGAUAUCUCACUGGCGCGAAAAACGCACUGUGUGGCUUUUAUUACACAUUGUGGGGCGGACUCAGUGCCUGCUUCUUAAACCCCGGCGUUUUGGCUUUUUUUUCCGCAGAACUAAAACAAAAGUGGCCUGCGUUGGACAAAACAGCACAUUUGUACCAGUCCAACUACUCGUGGAGCUUGUAUCCGCCUGAUCUCCCACCCGUGGACACUUUGGUCUUUGGCUGUUUGAGGGAUUUUCAAUGCCCUGAAUUUUUGCGCUUGGUCUUUUUUAUUUUUACGCACAACCGGUUGUACAGGACAUUUACCAGAGCCACUACUGGGAAGGAUUUUAUCAACUGGAACAUGGAGUUCGACUGUUACCAGCACUAUUUUCUCGAUGAUUUCGACACCGAGGAGGAUUUUUACAAGUCAACGGCACCAAGUGAGGACAUUUGGAAAAAGUUCGAGCUGCUGCCCACCCCUCCCAUGUCUCCCACCCGGACUGUGCACCUCACCCCAGGAGACAAGCUCAGCUGGUUGUCCAAGUUCUUGGGUCAGGACGAGGAGAGCGAGGGUCAUUUCAUCCCCAACAGAGGGGAGCUGUUCGGUAACCUCAGCUCCAUCAUCAUCCGGGAUUGCAUGUGGAGUAGUUUCUCUGCCAGUAAGCAGCUGGAGAAGGUCAACGGACGGAUAUCAGCGGCGGCGGCGCAGCCCGGUGUCCCCCCGGUGGCCCAGAUCUCCGUCAGACCGGGUAAAGCGCAGUGCGUCUCGGCCGGCGGCGCGCAGCCCACCGCGGCCACAGACUGCGUCGACCCCGCGGCUGUUCUCACCUUCCCCGCAAACAGCUGCAGGAAGCCGGCGUCGUCUGGCUCCGAGUCUCGCUCUGACUCGUCUGAUGAUGAUGAGGAAAUCGAUGUGGUCACCGUUGAGAACAAGCAGAACCGGGUGCGGCUGGUCAAUGUCCGACAACCGGUGACCAUCACAGUCCGUGCAGACCCCUGCCCCAAACGCUUCCACAUGUCAGUACACCGCCAACAACACAACUAUGCAGCCCCCUCUCCAGACAGUGAACCAGAACCAGAGGAGGAUGAGGAGGAAGAAGAGUCUGAGGAAGAGCCACAAAGCAAGCGUCCCUGCACCGCAUCCAAGCACCAGAUGAGCUCCUCUGCUCAGGUGUCCCACCCCUCUUCACCUUCAGAGACCCCCCAGAACUCAGACACAGAGGACACUGACCGCAGGCGAAACCACAACUUCCUAGAGAGGAAGAGGAGGAAUGAUCUCCGGUCUCGCUUCCUCGCUCUGCGGGAUCAGAUCCCGGGUCUGGAGUCGGCCAAGACUCCAAAGGUGGCCAUCCUUACCCAGGCCACAGAGUACCUGGUAGACCUGCACGGCAGGGAGAAACGGCACAUCCAGGAGAAGAAACGCCUCAAAGCCCGUCAGCAGCAGCUUCUGCGCAGACUGUCGGAACUGAAGCGUUCCUAAGACCUGAACCAGCGUGCUUCUAAAACAAACUGCCUCAUGAACUGUGUCAUGAACUUAACCUGUAACUUGAAAUAAGAUACAGUUUUCAAAUAACGAGCCUCAUGUAAAUAGUUCUGAAUUGUUCUUUAAAUGCAUAAUUGUGUGGGCUUCCUAUGAGACACCUUGUCUGGCCAAUGAAUCUGAUGGUGAGGAUCGGCUAGAUCUGUGUGCUAUGAUGUCUUUUACUUUUUAUUGCACAGUGUUUUAGUUUUUUAAAGGAUUUGAUUUGUCUUUUUUUAUUUUUAUCUUUUUUUAUUUUUGAAUUGGUUUUUUUUUUGGACUUUUGGCUUUUUUUUUUUACAGCUAUGACCAACAUAUUUCCUGGUAUGCUGUGGGGAAAGAACCUUUUAAUAUUUACAGUGUGAUAGCGAAUAUAUGUAGCCUUCAGGUUGAGAUGUCUUCAUUUCAUCUUUGCACACUCAUAACAGAGUCAAAUAUAAAUGCCUUCAUGUGUACAUAGGUAUGAAUGAGUCAAACGUUGUUGUUUUUUAUGACUCACUGAUGUACAAAUUGUUAUGUAAAUAAUAGCUUAUUGCUCCAGGAAAUGGAGACAAAAUCAUGAAUUUGUGACCGAGCUUUGAUCCUCUGUAUGACUUGUACCAUGGAGCUUCUAUUUUGUUAAGAAAAUAGGAAAAUGGGCAAAAAAGACAUAAAUAGUCGCACUGCUGUACUUUAUAUCCACGUGUCACUUUGUGAUUUCAAUGCUUCAUCCUGAUUUUAAAGCAUGCUAACAUUGACAACAUUAAAUUUUAUACAAUCUUUGCAUACACA